CUCCGGAGGGUGAUAUCGAUUUUUCCGCGAAAUUAUCACAGACGGCUAUUCAAACUUUUCCCGCAUUUCAGUUUGUUUCACCUGUCCACAUCUGUCAGACACCGGCUAGGGUGGAGAAUUCUUGUAUCAUCUCAUUUUCCAGUGGCACUCCGUGUCUCAGUUUUCGUACAAGAUGUGAAAGUUCUGUGAUUCCCAGACGCAACGUAUAGAUGAAAGGCUGACACUGCAACGAAUUCCUUUUUGACACAAUUCUGCUUCUUUUACCGAUAGACGAUGGAGAUUGUCGAUAUUCUACUAUUUUGCUUCAUAUCUUGCGUUAUUGGGGCUGUCCUGAUGCUCCUAGGACAGUACUAUGUCUUUAUGAGGUUCGUUGAGACGCCUGAAGAGACUGACGAAAAGACAUCCACCACGGAAAAAUUUGAGCUUCCAGACAGUGUCCUUUCAAGUAUAAAAAAUUCAGAGUCUGAGAGUAAGAAUCCAAUAGUGGCCAUUAACUUGGUGCUGCAGUUUCUCUUCUAUGAGUUGCGACACUCAAAUCGCGUCAGAAAGUGGUUCUAUCGCAAACUUUCACUGGAACUAGAUGAACUCCUCACCAAAUCCACCACCGGAAGAUUUUUCGAUAAGCUCACAAUCCGGGAACUUGAACUAGGUGGACAAUUUCCCGAUAUCAAAAGCCUUCGUGUAAACAAUGUUGAGCUUCACGAUGAUGAUGGUCACAUUGAAAAUCUCGAUGUAAUGCUAGAUCUCUCCUAUCGUGGUAACUUUCGCCUCGCCAUUGAUGCUGAUAUGGUGCUGGGAAAAAAGGGAUUCCUCUCAGUUCGGGUGAGACAUGUAUCCGGUCUGGCUCGCCUACAAUUCACCAGAAAGCCCUACACACACUGGUCCCUCAGCUUUAUAGGGGAACCCCAAGUGGAUCUGGGAAUAGAAUCUCAAUUUCAGGGCAGGCAGAUGCAGUCAAAUGUAACAAGUCUUAUCUGCAAUCAAAUUAGGAAGGCAAUUCGUUCAAAGCACACGCUACCGAGUUACAAGUUGAGAUAUAAGCCAUUCUUCCAGAAGAUAGAUGACGAAUUGGAUGCAUCAGACGUGAUCCCAGAAGGAACUCUCUCGAUGAAUAUUUGCGAAAUGUCUCGUCUAAAUGUAUCCUCUAGCAUUACAUCGAUUUUUUGCACUGUUACCCUAGCAUCAAUCCCUUGGGUCCAGGCAAGGCAGCAUGACGAAAACACCAUCAUAAUUUCCCUCGAUUUGGAAAUCCAUAAAGCAAAAAAUCAGCAAAUUGGUAUUGUGUUUAAGCAGUUAGAUAAUGCUGUUAUGAUUGAGUCAAUUAUUCCGAAUACUCCUGCUGCAAAAGCCAAUCUGAGACGAAAUGAUAUACUGAUAGCUAUUGAAGGGAAGAAAGUAAUUCAACUCACACACGUUACAAAGAUUGUUAAGAGCAUCAAUCGUCCGAUGUUUAUGCUAAGGAUUGAGAGAAAAACUCGUGGAGUGAUUAAAAAUGACGCCAUUGCAGAAGACUUUGAAGUGAUUGAAAGUAUAGAUGAUGGAAAUAUCAGUUUUAGCAAGGCCAGUGAUUCCGUUCAGAUUGGCACGAAGAUUACAAGGAUGAAUUCCUUGGAGCGCAAUUCAAGUGAUUCAAGUGUCUCAAAUACUCCAUCCCAUACACCCCGUAAGACGAGUUCUUCAGGAAAUCCUCUACUUCGAUCCAAAUCCCGCAGUGUCAGCGUGGAGAAUGAACGAAAAACUCCUACUAGACUAACUAGUGAGACAACUCCAGAAGUUUUUCCUCAACAAUCUACUGCUGAAAUACCCUUUUGCUCCUUCAUUCGCACGGAAAAAGUCUGCACGUUCAAUUUGAAAGAGAAUUUGGUGUACUUGAAUCUCAAUGUUUUUGGACGAAGUAAGGACGAAACGAACCUACUGGGAUAUCACAAUAUCUCAAUACCAAGUAUCCUUAGUGAAUGCAACGAAUCCACAAUGGGGCAUUACUUGAAAAGAUUCAAUCUAACACCCCCAGAAGCCCCAAAUCUGACCAAUCAUCCCCUAGCUUCCCAAUCUGGCUUUGAAUCUCGCCUUUGUUAUGGGGAUGUUCUCAUUUCAUUUGCCUGGAGUGAUUUUGGGGGAAUAGUUAAUCAAACUCCAGAAACUUCCAAGAGAGGCAAGUACAGUGGGAACCGUAGCGGAUCGACAGACAAACUUGAAGAGGAUCGCAGUGAAAGCCAAAAGCAACAUAAUUUCAUACGGACACACUUUAACCGAGCCACACAGUGCGACUUUUGUGGGAAGAAGAUUUGGCUUAAAGAUGCAGUCCAAUGCAAAGACUGUUCUAUGUGCUGUCACAAGAAGUGCAUUACAAAAUGUCAAAACUCUACCGUUUGUGGUCCAGUAGAUGCUCAGUCACCAUCAACUUUGUCACAGCAAACAGUUCAACCCGAAUUCCGGGUCACUCAGCCCUGUGAAGAGGUCACUGAGGGGGAAGAUACUGAAGAGAUCAAUAGACUGAAAAGCGAGGGGCAUCGCCAGAGCUUUAGUGAUCUUCUAACGCAGGGUCUGAAGCGUGUCAACUCAGCCAAUAAUUUAGCCAUUCCAGCCAUAGUGUCAUCCCUAGGUCAAGGUAGUCGUAGCCUACCACCCAGUCCACAGUAUACGCCAAGGAAGCAGAGUUUAGUGCCACAAACAACAAAUCCACUCGCCCUUGCCAUUCUUAAGCUCGAAACGGCAAAUUUGGCUGAGCUAUCUGGUCAACAAAUGUCUUCGGUGAUUGAUGGCAUUGUGGAGCCUUUCAGUGGGACACCUUUGGAUGAAAUCAUGACCCUUGCCAAAUCCAGCAGUUUGCAGCUGUAUACAGAGCACGAACCCAUAAAGCGUGUUGAGAUGAUCAAUGAAGUAUUGGCAAAAUUACGCCUAGCGCUCGAUUCUGAGACAACAACGCAUGCGGAUUUGUCUAUGGCUCUGGCGGAGCUGAAAGCUGCCAAGGCGGCCAGAGUAGAGACUGGACGUGUGAGUUCAGACACUAACCUGCUUCUACAAACAGCUAAGGGAUCACCAUCGGACGCCCGAAAAGCGGCAUCAGCACGUGAGAAAGAAGCUGAAGCAGAAAUGGCGCGAAUAGCAUUUCUCUUGGGGCAAUCGGAGGAACGUGUUCAAGCUCUCAGUGUCAUCAUGUUGCAUCUGUGCUCAGCUCUUCAGCACGCCCAGAGUAUUGCUGGCCAAUGAAUAUAGAAUUCCUCCUGCACUUGCUUAAGAGUAGACAGACUGCAAGCAUUUCUAUCCACAAUCUUAAUCAAUCUUUAUAUUUAGGGGAAAGUCAUGCACAUGUAACAUUUAUUCGAAAAGCAACAAAAAACUUGCACAAUUUACUUCAAAAUACCAAAUCUCUUGCAAUUUUCGCGUUUCUUGCUCUAGUGGAGUUUUAUUUCUCAAAAAAGUUUUUAAAAAAAAAUGGAAAGAUAACCAAAUAUAUUUCAAAGAAAUAUGUGAUAAAUGAAAGAAGAAACGUAACUUCAUGUAACUUUAAAUAACUUAUUGUCAAUUCAGACUCUUUUGGUGUUAAUUGAGAGAAAUAUCAAUUACAAAUGGAAAAUUUCCAAAUUCA
Messenger RNA from Phlebotomus papatasi, 3589 nucleotides. It is a transcript of the gene Pdzd8, whose product is annotated as PDZ domain-containing protein 8. Gene Ontology annotation, molecular function: lipid binding; protein binding. Gene Ontology annotation, biological process: mitochondrial calcium ion homeostasis. NCBI's taxonomy places the organism in Eukaryota, Metazoa, Arthropoda, Insecta, Diptera, Psychodidae. Gene Ontology annotation, cellular component: mitochondria-associated endoplasmic reticulum membrane contact site. The record is from RefSeq and is a predicted model, not a curated record. Bases 274 to 3210 code for a protein of 978 amino acids. The transcript has 7 exons.